CUCCCCCCGGCCACCCACCACACACACAUAACUCACUCACGAUGCUCCUAUGCUUCAUCUCUUUGAUCAUCCCAACUGCCCACCGCCUCUCAAUUGUUAUUAAGAAUCGAAGAAUAUCAUAUUUUCAGAUUCACAAUUAAAUACUAAAUUCUUUGAUCGAACCGCUUGAAUUUCCACCGGAAAUAAUAAUGGCAGAGAGUUCGAAAUUCCAAACACAGAUAGAAAUCAAGCAACAAAUGGCGGCGGCGAGAUUCUCGACUGAGCUGACGGCGGAGGAACUACUGAAAGAAGAGAGAGUUCCAUUCCCCUUCUUUAAGCCGUUGUCUCAGAAGGGAGCCAACACGUGGAUCAUUUCUCUCUUUGUGAUCCUUCACUUGGGCGCUUUCAUUGCUACGAUGAUCGUUAAUGACUGCUGGGAGAAUUCACAUGGCGAUUGUGCCCUUAAACCUCUUCGUCGUUUCUCUUUUCAGCCCCUCUCCGAGAAUCCACUGCUCGGCCCAUCAGCUUCUGCGUUGGAUGAAAUUGGAGCGCUUAGGAAGACUUUGUUGACUAAUAAUCAUCAACUCUGGCGUAUCUUCUCAAGCCCAUGGUUGCAUGCAGGGCUUUUCCAUCUGAUCAUCAACUUGUCAUCUGUAAUCUUCGUGGGGAUUCACUUGGAGCAAGAAUUUGGACCACUAAGAAUUGGAGUUAUAUACAUACUCUCAGCGAUUACUGGUAGUCUAGUUGCUGCACUUUUCAUUCAGGAUCGUCCAUCAGUUUCUUCCUCUGGUGCAUUGGUUGGAUUGCUUGGUACACUGCUCUCUAGCGUCAUCAGGAAUUGGAAACUUUAUACCAAUAAGUUUGCAGGGCUAGUGGCUACUAUGACAAUCCUGAUGACAACUCUUGUCCUUGGACUGAUACCUUACAUCAAUAAUUUUGCUAAUAUUGGAGGAUUCAUGUCAGGAUUCCUUCUAGGGUUUGUGCUCUUGUUCAGACCUCAACAAGAGAAACUAGCUUGUAAUAAGGGAGGUAUAUUUGAGUUUGAUGCCAAGCACAUUGUCAAGCGUAGGAAAACUUUGGACAAGCCUGUUCAGAGGGGUGUUGUCCUUGUUAUCUUUGCUCUUCUGCUUGCUGGAAUUAUAAUAGCAGUUCUGCAUAGAGUUGAUGCAAACAAGUACUGUAGCUGGUGUCACUACCUUGAUUGCGUUCCAUCCAAAUGGUGGAGCUGCACUGACAAGGCAUUUCAUUGUGAGAAGAUGGUCAACUCGGAACAUCUGACCUUGAGUUGUCCAAAUACUGGUAGAUUCAGAGUUUUUCCCUUCACUGACAUUUCAGAGGCAAGGUUUCAGGAUGUAUGCAAUUUGAUAUGUUCCUAGCAGGUAAUGGUUGAUUUGUUUGCCUACAUAGCAGAUCAGCAUCUGGUAUAUACUGUGCUUCAGAGUCCUUAAUCAAGUUCUCGUACAUAACAUUCGCAUCAAACAUGUUGCUGUGAUGGUUUUAGCUGUUGAAAUGUGGGUAUAACCUUGUUCCUCUGGCUUUUAAAGCUACGUCUGUGUCUUUCCUUUUAUGAUUUGCAUGGAUCCAAUCAUCCAAAUUUACAGUUUCAACUAGGUAAACGUUCUCUGUUCUGUUCCUUUGACAGAUUUAAGUCUAAGUUCACGUCAAGCAAUCAUGGUGCCGAUAAUAAGUAGUCAAUCUUCCUUUGACAUGUGUACUGGGAAACCUGAGAAUGUUCAUUUUGUUACAACGUCUAUGCUACAAUACAAGUCCUUAGAUCUUAAUGAUCUUUAAUAUAAGGGACUCUUAAGUCUCCAAAAAGGAUUUAAUUAGAAAAAGUUGACACGACCUAAUCCAAAUUCUAAAUAGCUUCUUUCGCAUUUCUCCUUCCUCUUUUCCUUCGUUCCUCUUGACUCUUCCUUCCACUUAAAAGGGUUUGUCUUGAAAGGGCAGUAAGGAAGAGAAUACAACAACUACUACGCAUCAAUUGCAGACAAGUUAGUAUAAUGGUAUGUAUCUUCACUUCUCCAUUUAAGCUCAGAUCAUGUUAGCAACAUAUCAAAUAAACUAAUAAUCGGAAAAGGGUUAAAAAUGCCCCUAAACUAUUGGAGAACCCUUCAUCCAUCUAUUGGGCUAAAAAUACCCCUUCAUCUACCUUUUUGAUUCGCUAAUGCUCUUUGACCGUUAGGUCAAUGGUGAAUUAAAAAUAAUAAUCAUUUAGAUCCACGUGGCAACUUCUUAUUGGUCGAAUUAAAACAUCUAAGCUAUUAGAAAGACCCACCUAUAUCUACCCGUUUUUCGAACUAACCCGCCCCAAACACUAACCCGACCCGAAUAAAAAGUUCACCUAUAAAAAAAAUAUUAUUACUUUAGCUAAAAUUCUUAAUAUGUUAUCAACACGAUGUCUAACCAAUUGAGUUACAUAUGUCUAUAAAUUUUUACUGUAUCAGUCAAGGUUUGUUCAAGCCUUUCACAAAGUCAAUGCUAACACCGAACAACUCAACUUUUAUGUCCACUCGACAGCGUUCUGGUUUGUUUUCAAACUCUUGCUACUCAUAUGUUAUUAUG
Messenger RNA from Nicotiana tabacum (common tobacco), 2544 nucleotides. RefSeq names its product inactive RHOMBOID-like protein 8. The record is from RefSeq and is a predicted model, not a curated record. Gene Ontology annotation, molecular function: serine-type endopeptidase activity. Gene Ontology annotation, cellular component: membrane. Gene Ontology annotation, biological process: proteolysis. Lineage: Eukaryota; Viridiplantae; Streptophyta; Magnoliopsida; Solanales; Solanaceae.